Pseudonaja textilis is the source of this 1351-nucleotide messenger RNA. Lineage: Eukaryota; Metazoa; Chordata; Lepidosauria; Squamata; Elapidae. The record is from RefSeq and is a predicted model, not a curated record.
AGCAGAAGAACCAAGGAUGGAAGGGUCCUUGUGGAAGACCCUGCUGCUGGUUGGGGUCCUUUCAGCCUCUGGGCACCCCCACCUACCCCACAACCCGUUGACUUAUGACGAGGCCCUACGUCUCGGAGUGGAGAUCUACAAUAAGAAAGCCAGGGAAGACUUCGUCUACCGUCUCCUGGAGGACGUUCCUCAGCCUGAAUGGGAUCCCUAUUCCGAAAGCAACCAAGAGCUGAACUUCACCAUCAAGGAGACCGUGUGCCCGGCGGAAGAAGAAUUUUCCAUGGAGGAAUGCGACUUCAAAGAAAACGGGCUGGUCAGGCAAUGCACAGGCUACUUUUUCUUGGAGGAGAGGCCCCCGGUGGCUGUUCUCACCUGUGACACCGUGGUGGGAACAGCGAAGGAAGAGGAGAAAGAGGAGGAGGAGGAGGAGGAGGAGAAGGACCCGUCCAAACGUGUCAAGAGAUUCAAGGACUUUUUCCACAGGAUCCGGGAUGGCGUUCGAGAUUUCUUCCGGAAUAACCACUUCGUAUUCGGCGUGAAUUUCCGCUUCUUUUCCCAUCUGAACAAAACGGUUUUUGAUUGGCCCUGCUUUGUCUCCGUCUCCACCUCUUGCCAAAGUGUCAAAUUGUGCCGGAAGGACCUUCGAAAAUUCAGUGUGGAAACCCCCUGGCCAUCCACCAGCGAGUGGACAACUUGCCUAUCGGGGCAUAAAAGGAGACAGCCUGGUUCCCGAGGACCACAUCGGCCGUGGCCCUCCUUAGUCGAAGAACCAAGGAUGGAAGGGAACGUUUGGAAGGCCUUGCUGGUGAUUGGGGCUCUUUCCCUCGGUGGGACCUCCUCACUUCCACACAAACCGCUGACUUACGACAAGGCCGUGGAGCUUGGAGUGUCCAUCUACAAUAGCAAAGCCGGGGAAGACUCCCGCUUCCGUCUCCUGGAGGCUGUUCCUCAGCCGGAGUGGGAUCCCAGUUCUGAAAGCAACCAGGUGCUGAACUUCACCAUGAAGGAGACAGUGUGUCCGGUGGAAGACGUAUGUUCCUUGGACGAAUGUGACUUCCGAGAAGACGGGGUGGUCAGGCAAUGCAGAGGCUACUACUUCUUUGAGGAGAGACCCCCGGUGGUUGUAAUCAUCUGUGUCACUGUGGCUGGACUGGAGAAGGAGGAGAGAGCAGAAGAGGAGGAGGAGGAGAAGGAAGAAGGGAAGGAAGCAGAGGAGAAGGAGGAGGAGGAGGAGAAGGGUCAUCCCAGGCGGGUCAAGAGAUUCAAGAAUUUUUUCAAGAAGAUCAAGACAGGCAUUAAGAAAGUUAUCAAGAAAACCAAAGAGGCCUUCGCUUCCCAUUUCCGCUGGUAG